UUAGAUUGUGCUCAUUUGUGGACAGAGCUCCGACAUGGACGGAGUAAAAGCGUGAAAAUGCGCCUCAGCUCCGCUUGGCUGGCAAUUGGGGUGUGCCUGAUUUUUCACCAAAAUGUGACCCUUGACCUGGCACAGGCGGCCAACAUCCUGGGAAUAUUUCCAUAUCACUACAUAUCCGCAUUCAUGGUGGUUCGACCGUUGAUUCAUGAGCUUGUCGAACGCGGACACAAUGUGACCUUGAUCACACCCGAGGGCGGGCUACCCGAUAUCGAGGGAGUUCGACACAUACGAGUUUCGAGCCUAAAUAAACGCAUGCAAGAAUUUAUAGAGACUGAUCAAAUUAUGGACUUCUUGAUUAGCAAGUGGAUGGAGAUCAUUUUGGCAUCCCAAUUAUAUUUCAACAUGACCCAGGGUAUUCUGAGUGACGAAGCCGUUCAAAGGAUGUUAAACGACAAAAGCGAGCAUUUUGAUCUUAUAAUGAUCGAGGCAAGCAAUUUGGAUGCACUUUACGGUCUGGUGGAGUACUACAACACCACUCUGAUUGGACUUUCCUGUGUAAGUGCCAAUUGGUAUACCGAAGAAUUAGCGGGAAAUCCGGCACCAAGCAUCUUUGAACCCAUUUCCCAAAUAGGAUAUUCGAGGGACAACUCACUGAUGAGUAGGAUUUACAACUGGAUGCAUAUUAUUGAGGAGAAGUUACUGGAGCACGUGGUCGUAAUACCGGAUCAACUACGCGUCUUCAAAAAGUUCUUCCCCUAUUCGGAGCAAAAGUUUUAUGAACUGCGGAAUAGGUUCUCGGUGAUUUUGAUAAACAAUCACUUCAGUCUGGGCAGAGUGCGAUCUAAUGUUCCCAAUCUGAUCGAGGUGGGAGGUUUGCAUCUCAGUGCAGCCCCCGAGCCCUGUGAUAAGGAUUUGCAGGCAUUCAUAGACGAGGCAGAGCACGGAGUCAUCUAUUUCUCGAUGGGCCUGGAUAUAAUGAUAAAGUUCCUUCCAGAGAACAUUCAGCAAACAUUUAUUAAGUCCUUUGCAAAGCUAAAGGAAAGGAUUGUUUGGAAGAACGAGUUCUUUAAUAUGCCCAACAAAUCGGAAAAUAUAUAUGUGAUUCCAAAAGCUCCCCAGCGACAUGUUCUGGCCCAUUCAAAAAUCCUCCUUUUCAUCACAAAUGGAGGAUUACUGAGUGUGAUGGAAGCGGUCGACAGUGCAGUUCCCAUGCUGGGAUUGCCAAUAUUCUUUGAUCAAUUUGGUAAUCUGCGUUGGGCCCAGAUAUCGGGCAUGGCCGAGGUCCUGGACAUAAACAAUCUAAGCGCUGAAAAUCUUACGAAAACCAUUCGAGUGCUCAUUGAUAAUCCUAAAUACAAAAUGAGGGCCAAUCAAAUAUCGCAGACCUUUAAGGAUCGACCCAUGAAUCCUUUGGAAACGGCUGUUUGGUGGAUUGAGUACGCUUUACGGAAUCGGGAUAUAUCCCACAUUCGCCUCAAAUUGGAGGACGUUCCAUUAUUCUAUUAUUAUAGAAUAGACAGCGUUCUCACUUUUGUCGUACGAUUUGGUAUGAUUGCUGCAUCGGUGAUCUUCUUGUGCUCUGUUUUUUUUAGAAAAUACGUGUCAGCUGAUUGGAUUCAUUUCCAGACGGAACUCCGACAUGAGCGGACUAAUAUCGUGACCAUGCGACUCGGAUUUUCAUGGCUGAUGGUUUUCCUGUGCCUUUUCCUGCAUUCGGAUUUCCAUCAGGAUCUGGUACAAGCAGCCGAUAUCCUAGGCAUAUUUUCCUUCCACCUCACCUCGAAUUUUCUGGUCAUAAGGCCGUUUGUAAAGGCUCUCGUUAAACGAGGCCACAAUGUAACUUUGAUUACACCAGAGGGCUUUCCGCCGGACAUUGAGGGAGUUCGACAUAUACGCGUUGCCAAACUAAGUAAACGGUUACAGGAAAUGGCUAAUUCUGACCAAUUUUUGGAUUACUUCGGUAAUAAAUGGAUGGAGAGUGUGCUGGCUGUCAAUAUGCUAUAUAACAUGUCUCACGAUAUUCUGAGUAACAAUGCAGUUCAAAGAAUGCUAAAAGAUAAAGAUGAACAUUUCGAUAUGGUGAUGAUGGAGCCGUCUGGCUUGGAAGCUCUUUAUGGCCUGGUGGAGUACUACAAUGCUACCCUAUUGGGGUUCUCCGGCGGAUUAAUCAGCUGGAAUACUGAAGAACUGGCUGGAAAUCUAGCACCCAACAUUUACGAACCCAUUUCUCCGAUUGGCUUUUCCUGGGAUAACUCUUUGAUGAGCAGGAUUUCCAACUGGAUUCAUAUUGCUGAAGAGAAACUGCUGGAGAACUUGGUCAUUCGACCAGCUCAACUGACCCUCUUCAAGAAGUUCUUCGGCUAUACGGAACAGAAGUUUUAUGAGUUGCGGCGAAAGUACUCGGUUAUCUUAAUUAACAACCACUUUAGUAUGGGAAGAGUUCGAGCCAAUGUUCCUAAUAUCAUCGAGGUGGGAGGUCUCCAUCUCAGCGAACCUCCUGAACCCUGUGGUGAGGAUCUUCAGAGGUUUAUGGACGAGGCGGAGCACGGAGUCAUAUACUUCUCGAUGGGCUUGGAUAUCAUGGUGCAAUUUCUGCCUGAAAACAUGCAACUGCCACUGAUGCAAUCGUUUGCCCAACUAAAACAGCGGAUUGUUUGGAAGAACGAGUUCUUCAACAUGCCAAACAAAUCAGAAAACGUAUAUGCUAUCGAAAAAGCCCCACAGCGGAAAGUGCUGGAACAUCCCAACAUUAGGCUUUUUAUCACAAAUGGCGGUCUUUUGAGUGUGAUGGAGGCGGUUGACAGUGGAGUACCAAUGCUGGGAUUACCCUUAUUCUUUGACCAGUUUGUCAAUAUGAAAUAUGCUAAGCAAGGUGGCAUUGCCCAGGUCUUGGAUUCCAAAACAUUGAAUGCUGAUGUUCUGACCACAACCAUUCGAGAACUGCUCGAAAAUCCCAAAUAUUCUCAAAAUGCUAAAAAAAUGUCGCAAUCCUUUAAGGAUCGACCCAUGAGUCCCUUGGAUACGGCAGUUUGGUGGACUGAGUACACACUACGAAAUCCAGAUGCCUCACACAUUCGACUCAAUGUGGAGGAAAUUUCCCCUAUGCGUUACUACAGAUUGGAUUGGUUGCUUCCAUAUGGUGUUCGUUUUGGAAUCGUUAUUGGAUCUUUUAUAUAUCUAAUCAGAAUAAUUUUCCAGAAAAAGAGAGAAACCCAGCGAAAUCGCCACGAAGAACAGAGGGUUUCUUUGGAGUUAAGUUUGCUUGAAUCAUAAUGAUGUUACUAACCGUAAUGUUAAUAUAACAUGUUAUGCCCUCGCGAUCUCUGUUAAAUACAUGCCUGUUAAAUUAUUCGCUUAAUCUCAAAAGUAUGCUUUAAAAAGUAUUCAUUGACUUGGGCUUCGUGGCA
This is a messenger RNA of Drosophila eugracilis, 3407 nucleotides long. RefSeq lists its product as uncharacterized. Lineage: Eukaryota; Metazoa; Arthropoda; Insecta; Diptera; Drosophilidae. The transcript has 4 exons. The coding region runs from base 58 to 3273 and encodes 1071 amino acids. The record is from RefSeq and is a predicted model, not a curated record. Gene Ontology annotation, molecular function: UDP-glycosyltransferase activity.